AUGUUCUUCACUUCACUUCAUGAGGCGGGUCCCAAAAGGACACUAAAGAUCUGUGAACUCAUCCGAAGACCUGUGACUUGGAUGAUAGCUUAAAGUGUGCGAAGGAUGCCCUGCCAGAACCGGGGCGAGUGAGAUCAAGGUAUGAGUACGGCUGAGUGAGUGCAUACGGGGUUUGAUCUUUCGUUAAAUGACCCAAGGUGGCAGAGGGUGUUUGUACCUUAAGCUAGGCCAGUCUCGGGGACCAGACGUUAGCACAAGUCCCGAAGGAUGUGCAAAAGGCGACGGAGUUGCAUCUAGCCAGGCAAUGCGAGGCAUUGGUGGUGGGGUGGAUUCAGAGAGGGCACAGUCGCACUGGCACGCAUGAUGGAGGGGGUUUUUUGACAAGAGAGAAAGGCAGCUUGUGGGGGCCCGAGGAGCGGGUCGAUUUCUCGGGACAUUGCAGCGAGGCCUAGAAUCCCUGAGGACAAGGUGAGUGAAUGAACGAGAGCGGUGAAAGGGCGUCUGAGUGUUGAGGGUGAGUGGGUUUGAGUGAAUGAAUGAGUGAGUGGGUGGGUGAGGGAGUGAAUGAGUGUGUACUGGAGGGACAAGUAUAGAUCACCUACGGUACUGUAUCCCUUCUUCCUCCUCCUUCCUAGGAAUAGCUACAAUACAGGAUGAUUCUGAUCAGUGCAUUGCUCCGCCCCCUUAGGAGUAGCCAUCCGUUCGCCCCGUCUGUUAGACAUAAUAGGAAUGGUAUGCUCUUGCUGCAGACCGCAAAAGAGGACAACUUGGAACAGGUGACGAACCGUUAGAUGCGUUGACCAAGCGUUGA
This is a messenger RNA of Tuber aestivum (summer truffle), 811 nucleotides long. NCBI's taxonomy places the organism in Eukaryota, Fungi, Ascomycota, Pezizomycetes, Pezizales, Tuberaceae. The record is from the annotation of a GenBank genome assembly.